CUCCCGGGGCGGAGCGGAGCGGGCCGGCGGGGGCCACAUCCCCUCAGGAGAAGCCGAGACCCCUCCUCGCUUCCCGUCCCGUCCCGUCCCGUCCCCGCCCCGCCGCCGGCAGCCGCCAGCCCCGGGGCGAGCGCCCACAUCCGCGCGGCGGCCCCGGCAGCGCCGCCUCCGCCCCCGCCUGGGCCCAGCCUCGGCGCCGGGCUCCCGCAGAGGGAGGUGCUCCGCGCCCCGCUCGGCCCUCCGCCGCCGCCGACAGCGAGGAGAGAGGCGCAGGCGGCGCGGCGCUCCCGGGGGACAGGUUCCUAAAAAUUAGCACUAUGACUGAUGGAGACUAUGAUUAUCUGAUCAAACUCCUGGCCCUUGGAGACUCUGGGGUUGGAAAAACAACGUUCCUGUACAGAUACACCGAUAACAAAUUUAAUCCGAAAUUCAUCACGACAGUAGGGAUAGAUUUUCGGGAAAAACGAGUGGUAUACAACAGCAGAGGACCAAAUGGAUCUCCAGGAAAAGCCUUCAAGGUACAUCUCCAGCUCUGGGACACAGCCGGACAGGAAAGAUUUCGCAGUCUCACCACGGCGUUUUUCAGAGAUGCGAUGGGCUUUUUACUAAUGUUUGAUCUCACCAGUCAACAGAGCUUCUUAAAUGUCAGAAAUUGGAUGAGUCAGCUGCAAGCCAAUGCGUAUUGUGAGAAUCCAGAUAUAGUCUUAAUUGGCAAUAAAGCUGAUUUGUCAGACCAAAGGGAGGUAAACGAAAGGCAAGCAAAAGAACUGGCAGACAAAUACGGCAUACCGUACUUUGAAACAAGUGCUGCUACCGGACAGAACGUGGAGAAGGCUGUGGACACGCUUCUGGACUUGAUAAUGAAGCGUAUGGAGCAGUGCGUGGACAAGACGCAGGUCUCCGACACAGCCAACGGGGGAAGCUCGGGAAAGCUAGAUUCAGCAAAAGCGGAGGAGAAGAAGUGUGCCUGCUAAACGUCACCUCUAAACUGUGAGAACCAGUGAAAACAUCUCAUCAAAUUAUGGCUGACCUACCACCAAAUUCAAACCGGCUCUCCUGAGCCGUGCAGAGAAGCAAAGUUACAUUUGUUUUAUUGGGAUUGUGCAUUUUUCUCCAAAGAACUGGUUUAAAGCUAAAAGCUGUGUUUCAGUGAGGCUUUUGUGCUGAAAUGAUUCUUCCUGAUACGGUGCCAUCUUCAUGGAAAACUCUCCCACCUCUUCUUCCCCACUCCUCUUCCCCCAGCCCUCAUCUUUAUUUUUCAUGUGAUCAGGAUACUGAAUAGAGGAAAGUAGCUUUAUUUUUUUAAAAUAAGAGGGAAAGAGCCUAUUGUCUGCAUACACUGGAUAUUGAAAUUAAAACGGAGGUGGGUGGUUUUCUAGGUCUGUGCCAUUUUUCCACAGAAUCCUGUUUCUUUAUAAUUCUUAAUCUGCGUCAGGGACCGUGGGUUUUCUAAGGUGGAGCUACAAAAUAUUUUACGUGGCCUGUUAAGAAAAACUUUAUCACUUGCACAGGGUAAGCAAUGCUGUGAAUCUGUCCUGACUGAAUCACUGCGGCGGUGGUCGGGGGGGAGUGGGUUGUGUGUGUGGUUUGGGGUUGGGGGCAGAAAGUAGGGCGUUUAAUGAAUUUUUUUUUAAAAAAAUCAUUAUCAGGGAAUUGUGCAGCAUUGCUUGUGUUGCCAAUAAUCCAAGCAGGGAUUGGAGCUUUAUGGGAGAGGGAUUCUGACGCUGCAGGGACAGUUUAUAAAGAAGGGAGUAAAAUGUAUGGGAACAGAGGUAAACUAUAUUUUAUGAAACAGCUUCUUACCAUUAGCAGAAAACUAUUCUCCCCUCCUCAACUUAAGGAAACGAUCCUUUUUCUUCCUUUUUUCUCUGGGUAACUGCGUUUCGCAGGCAGGACACGGGCAAGAACUUGUGGCUGUUUGCCCUGCCUAGAAGGGAACUGUAAAUGCUGCUGUGCUGAGAGCGCCUUUAAAUUACCGCUGCAGCUUCGCCGGCUCCUCCGGACACUGAGGUUUUCAACAAGACGGCUUUCUCACACUCUUAAAUUCUCUGUGGGAGGGCAAAAUGGGGAAAAAAAAAAAUGGGAUGCGGGGACUUGGAAUGACGGGAGCGUGUUGCAGAAGUUUGCGGGUUAUCUCAGCGCAAGGGGUAGAAGUUGCUCCUGGUGGCGUGCUGCAGCGGAAGGGUUGAGCAAAGGAUUUCUUCUACGGGUGAAAGCAAGUUCUAGUGAAAUAGCAAGUUGCUUAUCACAAACAAAGACAAAUACAGGAAAAAAAUAAAGACAAAUACUAUAUUUAUAAGUAUAGAUCAUUUUCUAAACCAAGUUACAGCAUAUUUAUUAGUCUACCCUGUCGUUUUUUGUAGAAUAACUGUUCUGUAUUUAUACAGGUGGUAGUUAAAGGUCUAUUUGUGUUUCUUGCGCUUUAAGCUGCUUUCAAAUCACUCAGGAGGGUGCAGACUGGGGGUUAAAAAUUGAUCUCUCUACAGGUCAAGCUUAAUCGGUUGGGUUGGCAGGAUUGCGGGCUUUCAUUUAUUUAACUGUUUUCAGCUUCGAUUGAUUGGAAAUUGCAAACUUUGUGAACAGCAAGCUCGUAAAGUGUUUCGGUGCUUCCCAAAAAUGGAGAAUUUACCAGAUUCACUGCUGAAAAAAAUAACAGCUUUUUCUGCCCAGCUCCUAAAACGGCGUUUACUUGGCGAUUUGGCGUGUUAAGAGGGCAGAUGGUACGUCCGUAGGAGCAGACCCAUUGGGUGAGUAACCAAAUAGGUGCGAUUACCGUGCCGGAAAUCUAACUUGCAGGCUGUAAAGAUUAAGAUCAUAUAAGUGAUAGGCUCUACCUAAGGCUAUGCAUAGCGUAUACUAUACAAACAGGUAUAAUGCAGGUCCUGUUAUAGGCUAUAAACAGUCCGAACACCUCAAGAGGUGGAAAAGCUGUUGUGGUAGUCGACAGGUGGUUUGCCAGGGAGAAGAUAUAAGUAGGCUGAUAGCAAUCAGGCUGAUACGCAGUUCCUCCAUUUCCUGAGAUACACAGACUGGAAGUUCAGGGAGUUUUUUGAAGUGAAGUUGUAUUGCUUUUUAGUAUCUAGCAUAAAAUGUAAACGUUUUUUUUUUUUUUAAAAAAAGAGUCUUGAAUUCCUGAAAAUGGUGAUCUGAGGAGCUCCCUGUCUCACUUUCAAAGAAAUCUCUCAUUUUGUGGCGUCAGGUUUUUGUCCGUUGAACAGGAAUGAAGGAAGUUGCUACGAACGGUAAACUAGCAAGAGCCAAGCAAAGCCUGCUUCCCAGAGCGGCCCAAGUACAGCUUGUCUAAAAGCUGUUACAAAGCUGGGAGCGCCUUCAGUAGCAGACAGAUGAUUCAUACAAAGGUGUGUAAAAUCCCAAACCUGGCGCUGUUUCAAAGCACCUUGAUGAAGCUCGGUUGCUUCUACUUACCUCUCCGCCUGCUGAAACUAGCACUCUCAGAAUAAUCAGAAUUAGACAGAAAUACAGCAGUGAUACCCAGGACAGUGUGGCCUGGGGGAAGGUUUCUCCUAACCUUGCCAGUGAGCUCCAGUGGCUUGUCAGAGCGGGCGGCCCCUUCCCAGGGAGCUCCGUUCCAGAAGGGUACAGCCUCUGAAACUCCCCAGCGCGGAUGGAGCGGGCGCACGGGCGCCCCUCGCAGCCCAGCGCUGCGCGAGGGGUCUCUUUGGGAACGAAGGGGGAAUGGCUGUAGUAAACCUUCCGUUGCUGGGCUUGUAUUUAUAUAUUUGUGAAUACAAGAAAUCGAUUAUUAUUCUCUGUGGUUUUUUUUUUUAAAAAAAACACAGAUCUGUGACUGCAGGUGAAAUUAUUCUCCCAAAAGGAUUUUGCCAUCAAAAUUUUGUUUGGAGGGAAGGGAGAGAGGUUUGAACGUGUUCCCCGAUAGGUGGUAUAGUAUCUCUUCAUUAAAUGAAGAAGAGGAACAUGAUAAAUGAUUCUAAAUGGCUACUAACAGCUUUGUUGCUUAUCAGGUUGACUCUCCAAAAACCUAGAUAACAAACCCUUACUAAAAAUCGCCUUCUGUCCCCUCUCCAUCAUCGUUUGAUUCUUGCUCCAUUUUAUUUCUUCAUAACUAUUCCUCUUAGGUUUCCCACGCCCACCAGCAGAUUCGCUUUCUUCUAUGUCCACUUGGCGACGUCCGUCUGUCUUCCCGCAGCGUCACGGCUCCUGCGAGCCCCCGCUGAGCGACCGCAGCCCUGCACGGAUGACUCAGGGCCACUCCUUGCUGCCGUGGUAGGAACCGAAAGCGAUAGCAGUGUUAAGGAUCACAAGUUCUGUGCAAUAUCCGGAGAAUAAUGGUAUCUGCAGCGAGGAGCCAACCUUACAGGGGGGCUGCUCACAGUCUUGCAGAGCCGUGCCUGUAUGGAAGGGAACUUUUCUACCCCACACGCUGGCAGACCCUCUCCCACAUCUACCCAGUACCCGCUGUCUGGUUGAAGGGCUUUCCUUCGCUCCUGCCGUAGCUCUGUAAUGGGUCCCCUUAGGUCACUUUUCCAGCAGCAGCGUGGUGAGCUGGAGGCACCCUCCUGCUGCUUGAGACCUGCUGGAAAAGAGCUGGCAGGGCAGCGCAGCACAGCCCAGGCAUCUGUACAGUGGGUACAGGCUGCUCGGGCGCCGGCGAGGCGCAGCCGCUUGGCACAGCGCUUUCCUGGUUCCAGCUCUUCCGACUGCACUGCAAACUCCUGAACGUAUCCCUCGCCGGAGCCACGUACCCUACCGUUUUCAUUCUCUUUGCACUCCUGUUGCUCGAAGCGUUUCACUUGGACGUGGUCAGACCUAUAAAUCCUUCCAGGACACCGGCCUGGGAAGUUAAUUUGCUUUCACUUAACGUCUCUGGAAGGAUACAGCCUCAUCCCACCCCACUAGAAAUUGAAUCCAGAUUCUGCUGUUGCAAAACUUGAUUAUACAUAUUUGAAUUGGAAGUUAAGCAUUUGCUUUUGAGCAGGCUUGUUUGCAAGCCUGCUAGGUGUCCCGCAUCAGGGCUGGAGAUGGAGAGAAGGCCCUGUGAUAUUUUAUCCAGGGUGAUCCUAAAAAUUAAACAUCAGUGCAGGUAUUCUAACCCUGUGGGCUUUUGUCUUGGAUUUCGGUGCAGGCACUGGUUUCUCAAGGUCUCUUUUCUGUGUCCUUUUAGAAAUACCUUACUGCAGUUUUCCAGUAUCCCUCUUGCUGCAGCCUUAGCGCGCAGCAUGUGUGAUAACUUCCGAACUGAACAGUGCUGUGCACUGACAACGGUGACGGCAACAGCCGUCCUUCGGAGGCGCGGCUUGCGGGAUCUUAUGCCGAGAAUAAUCUUGGUUUCCUUUUCCCUCUGCAUAGAUCUGCCUUCCUCGUCUCCAGCAGCCGUCUCAGGCUGUGAUAUUAACCACGACAGUUCAAAUUACCCGACUUCUUGUUGAAUCUGUUCCCUUCAUCCUCUUGGCGUGUCCCGGUUAACUCACGUAUACAGCGUAACAGCGCGGCACCUCUUGUCUCAUCCUUAAGAGCUCGCUGUAGCCUGUUCUACCCGAUCUAGAGGUAUUUUUGUCCUCCCGGUUUUAAGCAUGAAUGUAAAAAUGUUAAUACACUGUGCCAGAGUAGUGCUGGAGGGCUGCCCCGCGGCCGCAGGCACUACGGGGGGACCCCCUGGUUGCGGCUCCUUCCGUUCGCCUGCAGCCUUUCGCUCCGUGUGCCUCGGCAGGAGAAACGCGUCCCUUCUCCCUUGCUAAAUAUUUGCUUUGCCAAAGCGGGGUGCCGAAGUCUGGUGUUGCCGCUCCGUUUCCCAGCUGCCCCGUUUAGCGAAUUCAGACCCUGGGGGUGAGACUCGGAGGAGCGAGGAAUCGUUCCGUCAGCUGGGAAUGUUUUUAAGCUGUUGUUGCUGCUUUUACUCUGGCAUUUGUGCAUCCUUUGCUGGCCUUGCCCUCGCCGUCCCCUGGAAGUAAUAGUGCCGCGACCUUCUUUAGGUCUUCUUGCAUCCCCAAGAAUGCAAGAAAGGAAGCGUGCUGUUGUCAAAUGGGACUUUUCUUUUUUUAAUGCAUUGAAAAUACCUUUUUGGCUGUAGAAACCGUUCCAGCAGUGAAUUUACGCUGCCUGUGGUUGCAUUAUGCCACUCCGGUGCCUCGGCCAGCCCUGCUACCAGGUGGGCGAGGGGAGAUGUGGGCCAGUGCCAGGGCAGGGUCCUGCGCUGCUUUGCAUCCUCACGAAUAAAACGAGUCGCCUGCGGAGGCAGGCGGAGGGGUGGGAAUGCCUAGGGCUGGCUGGAAGUUGCAGGACAGAAGCGGUACUAGAGGCAGCACGCUUUAGAUAAGAGAAAUGCCCUUGAGUGUUUAUGGGGUUUACCAGAGAGCCCAGUUUGAGAAGUUACUUAAGCUUGUGCGUAAGUGCUUGGCUGAAUUGGGUCUGGAGUGUCUCUGGGAAGUACGGAGAUACCGUCAGGGCAAAACAACUAGAGCUAAAAUGGUGUAAAAUAAAAAAAAAAAAUCACACAGAAGUACCUCCUCCACAAACAUACAGAUGCGAAUGAGCUUAUUUUUAUUAUAUUUUAAAUAUAUUGUCCAGCCAUGAAGAAGAUUAUUCUGCUCAGAGCCACGGCAGCGUUGGAAACGGUGGGGGGCCGGGAGAUAACAUGUGGCACAUCAUGUAUUUUAGCCUUCACAGUCGUUUGAGCUUCUGCUUUCAUUUUACGAAAUAUUUUUAUCUGUGAUCAGCUAGUAAAGCGUGGGUUUCUUUUUCUUUUCCUUGUUCUAAUGACUCAUUUCCAAACAAAAGCAUUUGGCAGGAGAGCUCAGCCAGGGGCCCUGCUCUGCCCUGGCAGGUACCAAGCUGCAGUUACAGCCCUCGCAGGUGGCACCACCUCAUUUCUCAGCCUGGCUGAUGCGGUUUCCCCACUCCACCAUCUCCUCUUCCAGCCAGGGUGCUGCGGCAGAGCCCCCUUGGAGCCCCGGUCGAGUCCUGAGCCCGGCAUCCAGCUCAGCUCCCUGCCCCGGGAGAGGUCGUGGUGCUAAAGAAAACCAGUAGCAGGGACUUAAGUAACUCAUGUCUCUUUUGUAGCCUUUGCCUUCUGUGGUUUUUUGCAAGAGGAAGGGUAUUUGCUUCUCAAAACAAAAAAAAAAAAGGAAAAAAAGAAGGGGUUUGGGUGCUUGAAACGUGUUUUUUUUUCUUCUUAAGAGGAAACCUAGGGCAAGAGCGGGCAAUUUGCCGACUGCUCACGCAGCUGCGACUGACAGUAAGUGUGAGGUAGCAAAGGACAUUUGAGAGCAGCGGCCAUUGCCUUGCUGUCUUGGUAACCUUAUAAAAACCGAUUGCCUUAACUGCUUUCUGAAGGCUGCAUCUUAUUUAACCUUCUGAAUGUGUAAAGGGUUGUCACGCAUACGUUUACAUUUUAGAGGUUUGGAUCGCCUAAGGAGCUUCAUUAGAAGUUGUGUGAGAUGUGGUUGCGAUACCGGCUCCGUAGCGACUCUGUGGGACUGUUGUAAGUGAGGGGUUUUAUCGCCUAGAACUAUUUCCAUCUGUGGAUACAACUGAAGUUUUCAGCCCAAACUUUACCGAAAAAAAAAAAUAAUCUGGAGCUGUUAUUUUAAAAUCUGUAUUCUUGGCACUGUGACUGAAGAAAAGUAGCAAGCGUAAAAAUAACCUGGAAGUGACUGCUAUUUUUAUACAGGUGUGAACACUGUAGGAGUUUCAGACCAUGCUCUGAUCUUACUCAGAAGGAAAAGGAAGGGGGGG
This is a messenger RNA of Phalacrocorax carbo (great cormorant), 7713 nucleotides long. Lineage: Eukaryota; Metazoa; Chordata; Aves; Suliformes; Phalacrocoracidae. The record is from RefSeq and is a predicted model, not a curated record.